AUGGGCUACCAGAAUUUGCGGUUAUCAGUGGGCCUCCACUUGACACUAUUGGUGGGUGGCAUUAGGAUUGGAUGCCAUCACCUCAAGAGACUGGUAACACCGCGUUCACUGACAAAGCAAUAUCAACUGCAGAGUACCAUUGCCCGCGACCGCCAUGUUCGGAUCAUGGAGGUUGGACCACGAGAUGGGCUCCAGAACAUCAAUCAGUUGGUGCCCCAGGAAGUCAAGACCGAGUUGAUACAGCGUCUCGCAGAGACUGGUUUGCAGGAAAUCGAGGCAAAGUCGUUCGUUUCACCAAAAUAGGUGCCUCAGCUCGCAGAUGGACGGGCCGUUCUUCAAGA
This is a messenger RNA of Bipolaris sorokiniana ND90Pr, 341 nucleotides long. RefSeq lists its product as uncharacterized. The record is from RefSeq and is a predicted model, not a curated record. The coding region runs from base 1 to 303 and encodes 100 amino acids. NCBI's taxonomy places the organism in Eukaryota, Fungi, Ascomycota, Dothideomycetes, Pleosporales, Pleosporaceae. The transcript has a single exon. Gene Ontology annotation, biological process: L-leucine catabolic process; ketone body biosynthetic process. Gene Ontology annotation, molecular function: hydroxymethylglutaryl-CoA lyase activity.